Messenger RNA from Clonostachys rhizophaga, 3258 nucleotides. The record is from the annotation of a GenBank genome assembly. Lineage: Eukaryota; Fungi; Ascomycota; Sordariomycetes; Hypocreales; Bionectriaceae.
AUGUCCUCUCCUCUGACAAGCUUCUCUCCCUGGAGAGCUCGACGAGCCUCCAGCGCGUCCACAGCGACCGACCCGAACCAUCACCACCAGCCAUUCGAUACAUCCAGCGCCAUAAAUGCCCCCUCCGAUGCUCCGUUUGCAUCCUCAUUUAGGUUAUCCUCCUCGAUAGGAUCUGGGCCUGGUCAAAGGGAGCCUGUGCGAUCCUUCAUCCAUGGCUCUGUACGGGAAAAUUUAGCACCUAUCGAUAGCGCCCAGAUUGCGCGGACUGUUCGACAAGAUACCGCAGAGCUUGCUAGUUACUAUCUCUCCGGUGGCCAAAGCAAAAGAAGCCCGUCUUUCUUGCACCGAUCCCUUUUCGAACCCCCCGAAGACGAGAGCGCCGAAACAAGUACACAUGAUUCGAAUGCGAUUCCUGAAGUCUCGGAGCCGCCGUCACCUGAGGACAACGAUGGUGAUCAUUCGUCAGAAGGUCCAUCUGCAUUAGCUAAUUUGCUCCGAAAGUCACCUCCCCAGUCAUUGGCGCCAGAGGGUGUAUCGACUAUACAACCAAGUGACCGGACUGUGCGGGAAACCGAAAACGACGGCGAGAUCUCGGAAGCUUCUCUUCCACGGACUCGACGCCAACCGAGUGUUACAGGGAAUGAGACGGAACGUACACCCUUAUUGAGACGUCAAACUACUGGAGGGACGCAUCAAGUUGACGUUGAGGGUCAGACGAACCAAACUGGUGGGAGCUGGCUCCGCAAACUCUUUGGUUCGACGACUGGCCCAACGCCAACGACAGCGCAAGGUUAUGUGGAGGUCGAAAGCAAGUCCUCCUUUUCUUGGAAGAGCAUUGCACAGCAUGCUGUUAUUGCGCCAGCUUCAUGCCUUCCGGCGGUCUGUGUAGGCCUUCUCUUGAAUAUUUUGGAUGCCUUGUCUUAUGGUAUGGUGCUUUUCCCUCUCGGAAAGGCCAUCUUUUCACAAUUGGGCUCUGCUGGGAUUUCCAUCUUCUAUGUCAGCACAAUCGUGUCCCAGAUUACAUUCUCCUCUGGGAGCAUAUUCAGAGGCGCUGUGGGCUCCGAAUUGAUUGAGGUCGUUCCCUUUUUCCACAACAUGGCGCAAAAGAUCACGGAUGUUGUUGGGUCUGAUGACCCUGACGCGGUCAUCGCAACGACCAUCACAGCUUAUUGUCUGAGUUCAAUGAUGACCGGUCUGGUCUUCUUUCUCAUUGGACAGUUCAAAUUCGGCUUUAUGGUUGGCUUCAUCCCCCGACACAUCCUCAUCGGUUGCAUCGGAGGUGUUGGCUGGUUUUUGCUCGCAACUGGAUUUGAAGUCUCUGCUCGGCUGGAAGGCAGCGUCCAAUAUAAUUUGGAUACCCUCCACCGCCUGUUUCAAGCUGAUACGGUUCUGCUGUGGCUAUUCCCCUUAACUUUGGCCAUCAUACUGUUCUGUUGCCAGACAAGAGGGGUUUCCAAGUACUUUUUACCCAUUUACAUCCUCUCCAUCCCGAUGAUUUUCUACUUCUUCGUUGGUUCUCUCGAUGCAUUGGACAUCGACGCACUGCGGGACGACGGCUGGAUCUUCGAGGGCCCGCCGUCGGGAGAACCCUGGUGGUAUUUCUAUACUUUAUUCAAGUUUCACCUGAUACGUUGGGAUGCGCUGGCGGAGACUGUUCCAGCUAUGCUGGCCCUGACAUUCUUCGGCAUUCUGCACGUACCAAUCAAUGUGCCUGCUCUGGCUCUCCAGACUGGAGAAGACAAUGCUGACUUGGAUACCGAGCUGAAGCUUCACGGCUACUCGAACUUCAUAUCUGGAUGCCUGGGUGGUAUUCAAAACUACCUCGUCUAUUCCAAUACCGUCUUCUUCAUGCGCUCAGGCGGUGACAGCAGGCUCGCUGGGUAUAUGCUUGCGGCACUCACGUUUGGCGUCAUGGUGAUAGGUCCGUCCCUGAUUGGGUUCAUCCCAGUGAUGAUGGUGGGGACGCUGAUCUUCGAUCUUGGGUUUGAACUGCUCAUCGAAGCCGUGUGGCUACCACGAAAGAAGAUGAAGCUCUCUGAAUAUCUGACCGUAAUUGUCAUUGUUCUGGUCAUGGGUAUCCAUGAUUUUGUCGUUGGUAUUGGUGUGGGAAUUCUACUCGCCUUCGUCACAAUGAUUGUGCAAACCUCGAGGGUUUCUGCAAUACGAGGUUCCUAUACUGGGGACAUCGUCACCUCUACUGUCCGACGCAAUCCUUCGCAGCAUCAUUAUCUAAAAAAUGUCGGAGGGCAGAUCUACAUCAUGAAGCUGACCGGUUAUCUUUUCUUUGGAACUAUUGUCAGUGUUGAGGACAAGAUCCGGGCCUUGUUGGAUAAUAAUGCCUUUGCUAAGAAGCCUAUAAAGUUUCUCAUUCUGGACCUUUGGCAUGUUACCGGCCUUGAUUAUUCCGCUGGUGAGGUGUUUAAUACGAUCAGCCGCCUGCUGAACAAGAAGGAUGUUGUUUUUGUCUUGAGUGGCGUUGAUGCCGAUGGCCAACUGGGGAGGAAUUUACGAGCCGUGGGGCUUGGGGCGAAUGACAUCGAAGUGCUGAUGCUGCUCGACCUCAACUCUGCGCUGGAAAGCUGCGAGAACGAGCUUUUGAAGACUCUAUAUGCCAGACAAGAGGAGAUGAACUCAUCCAAGAGGGUCGCGACGGCGAGUCUGGAUGUCCCCGAAGGGAAGAAACCAAAGUCAUCGUCCCUGUCGUCUUUUAACCCGCCAUUCAAUUCUCCACGCAGGACGCAUCUGGCCGAGGCGGCGAGCGAUGCUCUUCAGAGUCUCGAAGUGCAGCGACCAAAGAAGUGGCAGAGCUUUAAGGAACCGCUCAGACUUAUGAUGCAAAUCUUCCAGGGGCUGAGCGACAAGAACGAGGAUGUCUGGUUUGCCGCCACAAAUUACUUCAGGAGAAGAGAGUACCCGGCUGGGACUGUGCUUUUCCGGCGAGGAGAACAGGCGGAUGGGUUCUACCUGGUGGAACGCGGCAUCUUGCGAGUCGAAUAUGAUCUACCCCAGGGCUGGUUAUGCGAGAGCAUCAUGGCGGGCACCACAUGUGGCGAACUGCCGUUCUUCUCAGAGACGGAAAGGACGGCGACGGCAACAGUCGAACAAGACUGCGUUGUCUGGCUGAUGGAUAGGGACUACUGGGAUCAGGUCCAGCGCGAGCAGCCCGAGGUGGCGAGAGAGUUGUUGACGGUUUCCCUCAAGUUGACGAGCGAGCGCAUGAGUGCCAUCACAUCGUACACCAUGACCAUAGCGGGAUGA